Gopherus evgoodei (Goodes thornscrub tortoise) is the source of this 967-nucleotide messenger RNA. RefSeq names its product nudix hydrolase 1 (gene NUDT1). The transcript is spliced from 4 exons. The coding region runs from base 19 to 603 and encodes 194 amino acids. Gene Ontology annotation, molecular function: 8-oxo-7,8-dihydroguanosine triphosphate pyrophosphatase activity. Gene Ontology annotation, biological process: DNA protection. The record is from RefSeq and is a predicted model, not a curated record. Lineage: Eukaryota; Metazoa; Chordata; Testudines; Testudinidae.
CCGUCUCGGGCGCCCGUUAUGGCUCCUGCUUCCGGUCGGGCCCUUUUCGACGGAGCAACCGCCGCCGCGGGGCCGCUGCACGUGGGGCCGCCGGGCGGGUUCUCCGGGGGGCGGAGCCGACCAGACACGGUGAUGUUCACAAGCAAGCUCUUCACACUGGUGCUGGUGGUGCAGCCCCAGCAGGUGUUGCUGGGCAUGAAGAAACGUGGAUUCGGGGCUGGCCGCUGGAAUGGAUUCGGGGGCAAAGUGCAAGCGGGUGAGACCAUAGAGCAGGCAGCCCACAGGGAGCUGCUGGAAGAGAGCGGAUUGACCGUAGACAACUUGCAGAAGAUGGGUCAGAUCACCUUUGAGUUUGUUGGUAACUCUGAGCUCAUGGAAGUCCACAUCUUCCGGGCGGACACCUUUCAUGGAGAGCCAACAGAAAGUGAUGAAAUGCGUCCGCAGUGGUUUCAACUGGAUCAGGUGCCUUUCAGUCACAUGUGGCCAGAUGAUGUCUACUGGUUCCCACUACUGCUCCAAAAGAAGUUGUUCCGGGGCUAUUUUAAGUUCCAGGGUCUAGACACUAUUCAGGAGUACACGCUGAGACAGGUGGAGGAGGUUUAAGAGGAAACAGCAGCAUUCCGCCCUCACCAAAUACAUCAUUGCCCAUAUUGGGCCAGGCCCCAACUAUUGGGUGUUAACCUGCCAUAGUAGUGAUCACUUUAUGCAGUGCUCUCCUUUCUCAGCAGAGGAGACUUAUUUACUGGAUCGAUGGAUGGAUGGAGAAAAAGUGGUUUUUCUCUUGAGGGAGAAUAAAAGACAGCAGUGCUUGUGCUGGUGCAGUUCCAAGGUGUGGGGUGUUUCAGUUAUGGCUUGGUAACGGCUCCCAUAAUUCAAUGGUAUCCCUUCUCCUUUAACAGUUAGCUCAAUAAUCUGUUCCUUCUCAGAUGGUCCUCUUUUACAUUAAAAUACUAAAAUGAAUAUAGCA